Molecule: messenger RNA, 2372 nt
Organism: Diabrotica balteata
Lineage: Eukaryota; Metazoa; Arthropoda; Insecta; Coleoptera; Chrysomelidae
Source: the annotation of a GenBank genome assembly
AUUUUAUACUGUGGGCUUUGGCGUAUUUUACCUAUUAAUAAAUUUUAUAUUCAAUAGGAUAAAAUGGAAGGUUUCGAUGAUGUAGGAACCUAUUAUAGUUCCAAUUUUGCCGAGGAUGAUACUCCAAAUGAUCAGAUUAAUUUACAGGCGGUUAAAAAGAAGUUUAAAGAUUUUAUCCGGCAAUAUCAUACAGACAACUUCAACUACAAAUAUCGGGAUACACUAAAAAGAAAUUAUAAUCUCCGCCAGUACUACUUAGAAGUGAAUGUUGAGGAUGUUGGAAGUUUUGAUGAAUACCUUGCUGAUAAAUUAUACAAGCAGCCUUCUGAACAUUUGGCACUUUUUGAGGAAGCAGCCAAAGAAGUAGCAGACGAACUUACAGCUCCUAGGCCAGAAGGUGAAGAAGAAGUAGAGGAUAUUCAAAUUAUGUUAUCCUCUGAUGCACACCCUUCAGAUCUUAGAUCUUUAAAAUCUGACGUAGUUUCUCGAUUAGUAAAAAUUCCUGGAAUUGUCAUUAGUGCAUCAGGUAUAAAAGCUAAAGCGACAAAAAUAUCAAUCCAGUGUCGUACUUGCAGUGAUGUUAUUCCUAAUUUAUCUGUUAAGCCAGGACUUGAAGGAUAUAUUUUGCCAAGAAAAUGUAAUACAGAACAAGCUGGAAGGCCAAAAUGCCCGUUGGAUCCAUUUUUCAUUAUGCCAGAUAAAUGCCACUGUGUGGAUUUCCAAGUUUUAAAAUUACAAGAACUACCACAGGGCAUUCCACAGGGAGAAAUUCCUCGACAUAUCACUUUGUACGCUGAUAGAUACUUGUGUGAGAGAGUUGUUCCUGGAAAUAGAGUGCAGAUUUUAGGAAUAUUUUGUAUUAAAAAAAUCAACAAACUUUCGAGGCGGGAAGGUAGGGAGAAAGCCACUACUGGGGUAAGAACGUCUUACAUGCGCGUUGUAGGUAUUCAACUGGAUAGUGAAGGUUUGGGAGCAACAGGUUGCUCUGUAAUAUCUUCAGAAGAAGAAAGCACUUUCCGACGUUUAGCUGCCCUUCCAAACAUCUAUGAGAGAAUAGCGACGAGUAUUGCUCCUUCUAUUUAUGGAUCAGCUGAUAUCAAAAAAGCAAUUGCUUGCCUUCUUUUUGGUGGUUCUAGGAAGAGAUUGCCGGAUGGUUUGACAAGAAGAGGAGAUAUAAAUAUCUUGUUAUUGGGUGAUCCAGGUACUGCAAAAUCUCAACUACUAAAGUUUGUUGAAAAAGUUGCCCCUAUUGCUGUAUACACUUCAGGAAAGGGCAGUUCUGCGGCUGGUUUAACUGCAUCAGUUAUGAGAGAUCCUGCCACACGUAACUUUGUUAUGGAAGGAGGAGCAAUGGUUCUUGCCGAUGGUGGUGUUGUCUGUAUCGAUGAGUUCGACAAAAUGAGAGAAGAUGAUAGAGUAGCUAUUCACGAAGCCAUGGAACAACAAACCAUUUCUAUUGCUAAAGCAGGCAUCACGACUACUUUAAACUCAAGAUGCUCUGUACUUGCUGCUGCAAACAGUAUUUUUGGUCGGUGGGAUGAUACGAAGGGUGAAGAAAAUAUCGACUUUUUACCAACCAUUCUCUCACGUUUUGAUAUGAUUUUCAUUGUUAAAGAUGAACACGAUAAACAACGUGAUAUGACUCUUGCAAAGCAUAUUAUGGGCGUACAUAUGAGUGCAGGAGAAAUUACAAAAACUUCCAAAGAUGGAGAAAUGUCAUUGGAGUUCAUAAGGAAAUAUAUAAACUACUGUAGAACGCGUUGCGGUCCAAGACUAAAUCCAGAAGCAGCUGAAAAGCUUAAAAGGCGCUACGUCAUGAUGAGGUCUGGAGCCAGUCAACACGAGAAAGAAGCGGAUAAAAAAAGUUCAAUUCCGAUUACUGUGAGACAAUUGGAGGCUAUAAUUCGAAUCUCUGAAAGUUUGGCAAAAAUGCAGUUACAACCGUUUGUUACCGAGACUCAUGUGGAUGAAUCCCUUAGAUUGUUCCAAGUCUCUACGUUGGAUGCUGCAAUGAGUGGAAGUUUAGCUGGUGUUGAGGGUUUUACAACUGAGGAGGAACACGACAUGUUGGCUCGUAUUGAGAAACAGCUGAAGCGUCGGUUUGCGAUAGGAACGCGAGUAUCUCAACAGAAUAUUAUUCAAGAUUUUGUCCACCAACAAUAUCCAGAAAGAGCAGUAGUUAAAGUUAUUUACGCUUUGAUCAGACGCGGUCAGUUGCAGCAUUGUAUGCAGAGGAAGAUGUUAUACCGUAUUAGUUAAGACGAAACUGUUGAUAUGAUUUUUUCUUUAGUACAAUAUCUCAAUUACUAUGUAAGCUUUUUUACCGAAACAUUAUUUUUUUAAUCAUACAAAUACAUAAACGUCCUCUUUUA